AUGAACUCAACUUUGACUCACCGAUUUGAAGAUAUUUUCGGGGUGCCAAUCGACGACACCACCGUCGUUGGGUUGAUCAUCGCUUCGGUCAUCUCCGUUUAUGUCCUCACGAGCAGACUCAAAUCCCCGUCCUCGGCCAAACAGCCGCGACAGUCCACCACCACCACGGCAAAGACGUCGUCGUCGUUUUACGACAAGUCGACGACCCCGAAAAAGAUGGAGCUCACGCCGUUAACCGACUUUGAAUGGGACAAAGCCGACGCCAUCAAAUCCAUGCCGUUCAAGAAUGCGCCCUACAAAUUGACAAUGGGGAUCAAGAACUUGGACCCGCAGGACUGGCUCUUGAUCGAGCCCACGUACAAGAGCCGCAUCGAGACCAAGGUCAAGAUCAUCAACAACAAGCACCCGGACUACCCCGUCACGAAGGACUUGCGCAGCAGCACCAUCUUCGCUACCCCCGAGGCCAGCGCCGCCAUCGUCGAGUUCUACGACACGGUAAUGAGCUACAUGAGUGCAAAGUACCCCACCUGUUUCCACCUCGACUCCGCAUCGAACCAGAUCCACAACAUGAUAACCUCGAAAUCGUACCCGGCACGCGGCACCGGCGUCGACCCCACCAGGCUCGAAGAGUACCUCGCCGAGACAAUCGAAGAAGACUUCAUCAUCCUCCUAAAGGACCCCACCCGCAACCACGAGGAAGACGGAACCGAAUACUUCUUCAAAGCCGGCGUCUUUGCCUUUGCAGCAGGUUUCAACCCGGGUGACCGCUUCAACAAACCGCUCUCGUUCAUCCACCAUCCAAUCCCCAACUACACCGCCAAGCUCAAGACAUCAAUGAACCGCUUCUUCAACCGGAUCUCCCCCGGUCAAUUCGUGACGAGGUCCAACUGGUCGAUGCAGACGCACGCCAAGCUCUACGUUGACGAUGAAAACAAGGGGCACAACUUGCCGCGCGGCCACGUGCAACGGGCGACACCUUUUGAGGAGAUGGAUUUCAAAGCGAUGCACUACCGUUCCGAGCGCCAGGUGUUGACCAAGUUAGAGCGGUCUCAAGCGGUGGUGUUCACGAUCCACACCUACUUGGUUCCCUUGAGCCAGGUGCGCGAGGAGGGCAAAGAGGUGUGCCAGCGCUUGAUUGGCGCCAUCAGGGGGUUCCCGCCCGAAAUAUCGCAGUACAAGCGCGCUGAUGAGUGGGGGCCCGCGGUGAUGCAAUACUUGAGCCAAAAUCCAGAAUCCUUUUCUUAA
Lodderomyces beijingensis is the source of this 1245-nucleotide messenger RNA. Lineage: Eukaryota; Fungi; Ascomycota; Pichiomycetes; Serinales; Debaryomycetaceae. The record is from the annotation of a GenBank genome assembly.